AUGACCACCCCACACGUUCCCGUUAUCAGUCUCGCCAGCUGCAACGUAGCAGGGCGCAAGGCAGAGGUCGUGCGCCAGAUUGGCGAAGCUUGUGCCUCGUCGGGAUUCUUCCAGAUAGUCGACCACCCUAUUCCCCAAGAAUUAAUUGAACGAGCGUUCGAAACCUCGGUUCGCUUUUUUGCGCUACCUGCCGAAGAGAAACUCGCACUUGCUCGCGAUCCUUGGACCAACCGCGGUUAUGAGAUUCUCGAGCGUCAGAGCCUCCAGGGUGCAGUCGUGGGUCAUGAUGAACUUGGCAUCUCUCUUGAAACUAGGCCGGAGAAUGAAAAUCCUGAGAUGGAUCUCAAAGAGGGCUUCCUGAUUGGAGACGGCAAGAUAGGCGAAGACCACCCAUUCUUCGGUCGUUUUGCUCAAGGUGUAAAUCACUGGCCGAACAUUGCUGGGAUGAGAGAUGUGAUGAAUGAGUAUCUUUCAACGAAUCUUAUGGAACUUGUUGCUUUGUCCCUUAAUCUUCCGGAGAAAUAUUUUGCGCCAUUUUGCAAGGAUCCUACUGCUGCUAUUCGCCUUCUUCAUUAUCUUCCUCAACGUGCCGACGCGAUAGAACCCCAGAUUGGUGCUAGUGCCCAUACCGAUUUUGGAGCCCUGACUUUACUUGCGACGUCCGGAACUCCUGGCUUGGAGCUGUGGUCAGACGGUAAAUGGUUUCCUAUCGAGCCUGCUCAUGGUGCCUAUGUUGUUAACGUCGGCGACCUACUUCAAAUGUACACCACUGGGAAAUAUCUUUCUUCUUUACACCGGGUGAUUAAUCGUUCUGGAAAUGAACGCUAUUCAAUCCCCUUCUUCCUUGAUGGAAACCUCGACGCGAUUGUCAAGUCUAUCUACGACACUUCGGACACUGUGAACGCAGUUUCGGUGGAGUCUCAUCUUAGGACUCGGUUCGAUGGAACGUAUCAACAGCCCAUGGCUGCAAAGAUGGCACAGGUAGCAUGA
Molecule: messenger RNA, 990 nt
Organism: Desarmillaria tabescens
Lineage: Eukaryota; Fungi; Basidiomycota; Agaricomycetes; Agaricales; Physalacriaceae
Product: oxidoreductase
Exons: 9
Coding region: 1-990 (329 amino acids)
Molecular function (GO): 2-oxoglutarate-dependent dioxygenase activity
Source: RefSeq, a predicted model, not a curated record